This is a messenger RNA of Triticum turgidum subsp. durum (durum wheat), 675 nucleotides long. Lineage: Eukaryota; Viridiplantae; Streptophyta; Magnoliopsida; Poales; Poaceae. The record is from the annotation of a GenBank genome assembly.
AUGACGCGCUCGCCGACCCGGGCCUUCUCCCAGCGUUAUUCUUCGGGACCUUUCACGGACCUUGAAACUCAGGCUGUUCUCCCUGGAAUUGAGAUCAAUGAUUGUGGGUACAAGAUAGGCCUAAAUGUUGUAGAUAGUGGUGCCCUGAGAUUCUAUUCAGUUAGGAUACCUCGUGACAACCUUCUGAACCGAUUCGGUGAUGUGGCGCGAGAUGGAAAAUACAUAAGCAGUCUCCCCACGAUUAACAGAAGAUUUGCAGCAACCCUCGUGACCAUUGCUGUUAGAUAUGCUUUACUGCGUCAACAGUUUGGUCUACCUAAGGAGUCUGAAAUCAGUGUGAUGGAUUACCAAUCGCACCAGCAUAAACUAAUGCCUAUGUUGGCAUCAGCGUAUGCAUUUCAUUUUUCCAGAGCGUAUUUGGUAGAUAUGUACUCGGAAAUGAAGAAAACCAAUGACGAGGAUGUUACGGAUGAUGUCCAUGUACUUUCAUCUGGGUUGAAAUCCUACAUAACUUCAUACACAGCAAAAUCUAUCCGCAUAUGCCGAGAAUCGUGUGGUGUCCAUGGGUAUCCUGCUGUAAAUCAUUUUGGUGGUCUGUGGAAUGAUCAUGAUAUAUUUCAAACAUUUGAAGGAGACAACAUAGUUCGCUGCAGCAGGUUGCUGGAGAUCUCCUGA